CCCGGAGCUGUGCGGAGCCGCCCCCGUCGCGCGCCCGGACCCCGAGGGAGGCGGGCCAGGUCUGCGUACACCGCGGCUGAACCCAAAAGGGUCUCUGGGGUCCAGUGCUCUUGGACUGCGGCUCCCGCCAGCUGUGGCGGUGCCUACCGGCCCCGAGGGAACUGAGGACUAGGCCGUGAGGCCGCGCCCUAAGUAGCACAAAGAAUGAAAGAAGUAGAUAAUCUUGAAAGUAUAAAAGAAGAAUGGGUUUGUGAAACAGGAUCUGACAACCAACCCCUCAAUGAUAAUCAACAAAGGAAUUGUGAAUAUUUUGUUGACAGCCUUUUUGAGGAAGCUGAGAAGGUUGGUGCCAAAUGCUUGUCCCCCACUGAACAGAGGAAGCAGGUAGAUGUAAAUAUAAAGUUGUGGAAAAAUGGAUUCACUGUCAAUGAUGAUUUUAGAAGUUACUCUGAUAGUGCAAGUCAGCAGUUUCUGAACUCCAUCAAAAAUGGGGAAUUACCUACAGAAUUGCAGGGAGUUUUUGAUAAAGAGGAGGUGGAUGUUAAAGUUGAAGAUAAAAAAAAUGAAAUAUGUAUAUCUACAAAGCCUGUGUUCCAGCCCUUCUCAGGACAGGGUCACAGACUAGGAAGUGCUACACCAAAAAUUGUUUCUAAAGCAAAGAAUAUUGAAGUUGAAAAUAAAAAUGCUAUGUCUACUGUUUCACUGAACAACUUGGAACCCAUCACCAGUGUACAGAUCUGGCUAGCCAAUGGGAAAAGAAUCAUCCAGAAAUUUAACAUUUCUCAUAGAGUGAGCCACAUCAAGGACUUCAUUGAGAAAUACCAGGGAUCUCAGAGAAGCCCUCCUUUUUGCCUGGCAACAGCUCUUCCUUUCCUCAGAUUGCUGGAUGAGACACUCACAUUGGAAGAAGCAGAUUUGCAGAAUGCUGUGAUCAUUCAGAGACUCAAGAAAACUGCCGAACCUUUUAGAAGACUUUGAUGGUGUUGAUUUUUUGAGAACUUAAGGAAUUUUGCAGAGAAAUGGUUGGAAGUGGAUGUGCUAAAGUGGGAGACAGAAGUCAGUUUCACUGAACCUGUGGUUUGAGUGCUGUUUAACUCCUGAUCAGAAGAUUUUUAAUAACCACAAGAUAGUGUAACAUAUGACUGUAUUCAGUGCACUUUUUUCAAAAAGCUACUCGGAAAAACGCGUAUUUGAAAAUACUGGUUAAUAUGAUAUAUUAAACAGCUGUUAUUAGCAUUUAGAAUCUUAAUGUGGUCUUAAUUAGCAAAAGUGUUUGCAACAUUAGCAUUCAAAGUUUACUUCCAAACAGCAGGUAUAUAUAUAAAUCUUAGCUAUCUUGGUUUUUAAAUAGCAAUACAUUAAAAUACAUGGCAAGUUAGAAGCAUCAAUGAAAUUAUUUUAAAACUCAGAUAUAAUAAAGGCUAGGAAGACUUAUUUUCACUCCGGCUGUGCCUAAACUCCAAAGCAUUCUCAGUAUUCACUCUGUUGGCAAGAUAGAUUCAAGUAUUCAUUUGGCAACAAUAUCUAAGAUAUAUUAUCAUUUAAGGGUAAAUUUGUGUAGCUUAGUAUGACGUUGGUAUUCAUCUGCCUACACACAUUUUUGUACCUUCUAAAUAUGUAAUUUUAUAGAAUGAGGAUGUGUCUUCAGUGGUAAAGUGCUUGCCUAGCAUGUAUGAGGCUAGAUUCAAUCUCCAGCACAACCUCCAAAAAGAAAUCCUUUAAUUA
Nannospalax galili (Upper Galilee mountains blind mole rat) is the source of this 1725-nucleotide messenger RNA. It is a transcript of the gene Ubxn2a, whose product is annotated as UBX domain protein 2A. Gene Ontology annotation, cellular component: cytosol; nucleus. Gene Ontology annotation, molecular function: ubiquitin binding. Lineage: Eukaryota; Metazoa; Chordata; Mammalia; Rodentia; Spalacidae. Gene Ontology annotation, biological process: proteasome-mediated ubiquitin-dependent protein catabolic process; membrane fusion; autophagosome assembly. The transcript is spliced from 7 exons. The coding region runs from base 205 to 978 and encodes 257 amino acids. The record is from RefSeq and is a predicted model, not a curated record.